Molecule: messenger RNA, 633 nt
Organism: Arabis nemorensis
Lineage: Eukaryota; Viridiplantae; Streptophyta; Magnoliopsida; Brassicales; Brassicaceae
Source: the annotation of a GenBank genome assembly
AUGGAUGUCUUUGAAGGCUGGAGAGAAUGGGUCGAGCCAGCGUUUUUGCUGUGGAGACCUGGUGGUGACCGCUAUGAGAGACCUCCGUACAUGACUCGGACCGAGAAAGAUAAGCCUCAUUACACUGCUGAGCAAGAAUAUGCCAUGAUGGACGAACAAGUCAAUGAAAGCGAUGGGUUUGAUAUCAAUUUCUCACUCUUCCGCUGCGUUUUCAACUACCAUCCUGCUAUGUUCGAUACACAUCAGUUCGUUGACGAGCCAGAAACCACUGAGGAUUUUCUCAUCAGGCUCUCUCAGGGGUCCCUUGAUGGAUACAAUCUGAAAAAUAAUACAAAAUUUGAGUUUGUAAAGGUUGUUCGAGCCAAUUACCACUUUUCUGGUGCGAUAAUGUUUCUCAUAACAUUUCAAGUUAAGGAUCCUUACGAUGGCCUUAUCAAACACUUCCAAGCAAGGGUACGCCACGCUGAAGGAAUCAUGCUUGAGUAUGUCUUCUGCAGGCCCGAACCUGGUCAAAAAGUUGAAUGUGUUGGGACUGUUAAGACUGAUGUCCAGAAAGACCUGGAGAAAGAUGCCAAGAGAAAACAAUUGGAGAAAGAUGUCGAGAAAGAUGCCAAGAAACAAAGUUUGGACUAG